AUGAGUUGGCUAGAAUCAAAUUCCGGACGUAAAAAAUAUCUUUUUUGGUUGGUAUUCUUUCUGAUCGGUGCGCUACUUGCCUUAAUUCCGUGCUUGAUUGUUGGUCUUACCAAAAAGAAAUCUUGUCCAGAUCCACAACCACAACCUGCCGAAUGGAAUGCGAGUGAUUAUCAAUCAAAUUAUGAUUACUAUCGACAACUUGAGCAGAAACAUGAUUUAACUCCAACAGAUAACAUUCUAAUGGAUCGAUUAUCAUGGCCGAGAUUUUGUCCAGGUGAUAGUUCAAAAAUCGUUUACCUACGAAGACAAUUUCAUAUGCCGGACUUUAAUGGAUCGUCAACAACACUACAUUGGGUUGAUAUGAGUAAUCCAAUGGAACCGAAAACAGUUCAACUGACGCGCCCGAAAUGGGGUACUCAUGAUCAACAGUUUUAUUGGAUCGAUAAAUCAACAAUUCUCUUUCUAUAUGAUGUGAUAAACGAUUAUUGUACUUUUCAGUUUUAUUGGAUCGAUAAAUCAACAAUUCUCUUUCUGUCGAAUCGUGGAUCAUCGGGACACACUCAAAUUUUUCAACUUAACCUCCCCGAUGAUGUCUCAAAAGUCGAUUCUUUCAUCGAACCAAUUCAAAUUACUGAGUUUCCAUUGGAUGUUGAUAAUCUUUUAGUUAAUCGUCAAGCGUCCCGCUUGGCUUUCAGCUGUCAGGUCUACGCAAAUCUAACAAUCGAACAAACCGCUGCUCGACUUGCCGAAGAGAAAGAAAGCAAUAGCUUAGUUUAUACAUUUGACAAAUUAUUUAUUCGUCACUGGGAUGAAUAUAUGACUGGUCGCCGUUAUCACCCUUUUGUUGUUUCAAUUGAACGCAAUGCCCAAGGAACAUUUAAAUUAACAUCAACAAUAGUCGAUGUUCUAUCUGGUAUCGAUAGUGACUCACCGACACGCCCGUUCGGCGAUGCGAAAUCACAAUGGUCAUUUAGCGCCAGCGGCAAUUCAUUCGCAUUUACAAGACAACAUGAUGAAACCAGCGAAGUAGCCUGGUCGACUAAUUUGGACAUUUAUACAGUAGAUUUAACUCAAACAGUUGUAACAAAUAAAUGUAUUACUUGUACUAAUCUUGCAGCUGAUCAAGAUCCGAAAUAUUCACCUACGGAUGACAAUAUUUUAGUCUAUCGAGCACAAUCAGUUCCCGGCUAUGAAUCGGAUCAAUACAAGAUAAAGUAUUACGAUGGUACGACAACUAAAACAUUAAUGGAUGAUUGGGACCAAAGUAUUCAAGUAACAACUUGGACCGAUAAUGGUAAAUCACUCUUUCUCGAACUUGGUGAACAAGCGAAUCAUGUUAUUUAUCAACUUCUCGAUGUUCAUUAUCCGAAUAUGACCGUUGUUCCUCGAGGAUCCGUCAGCGGAACUUCACGUGACAUCAAUCCCGAUCCGACCGAUGAUCAAACAUUUGUCUUAACAUAUGAAAAUUUAGUUAAACCUACGAAUAUUAUUCUACAAAAGGGUACCGUCUCGUUUCCAGCCACUAAACAUAACGAUAUGCUAAUCGAUCGAGUACGUUGGAGCCCCACUUAUGAACCAUUCUCAUUCGAAGGCGCACAAAAUGAAACUGUUUGGGGAUGGCAUGUUCCACCAGUGAGUGGCACUAGCCAGAAAGCACCACUGGCUUUUCUCAUUCACGGUGGUCCUCAAAACAGUUGGUACAAUACCUGGGGUCGCGGUUGGAGUUUUCAAUCAUUUGCUGCUCAAGGCUAUGCUGUCAUAGCUAUCAACUUCCAUGGUUCAGAUUCCUAUGGACAAAAGUUUACGGAUAGCAUCACUGGUGAAUAUGGAACACUACCUUUCGAAGAUCUUGAAUUAGGGCUGACAGCUGCAUUAAACAAAUACGCGUAUAUUAACGGUAGCCGAGCGGUUGCUUUAGGUGCAAGUUACGGUGGAUACAUGAUCAAUUGGAUUGCUGGACAUCCUAAAAUGAGUCAACGCUUUCGAGCACUUGUUAAUCAUGACGGUUUAUUUGAUAUGCGCGAAAUGGCCUAUGUUACAGAAGAAUUAUGGUUCACUGAACAUGAUGCCGGUGGUUUCCCUCAAUAUGUAAAUCCUGAAGCAUACGAGAAAUUCAAUCCAGUCAAUCACGUAGCCAAUUGGACACAACCNGGUGGAUACAUGAUCAAUUGGAUUGCUGGACAUCCUAAAAUGAGUCAACGCUUUCGAGCACUUGUUAAUCAUGACGGUUUAUUUGAUAUGCGCGAAAUGGCCUAUGUUACAGAAGAAUUAUGGUUCACUGAACAUGAUGCCGGUGGUUUCCCUCAAUAUGUAAAUCCUGAAGCAUACGAGAAAUUCAAUCCAGUCAAUCACGUAGCCAAUUGGACACAACCAAUGCUUGUUAUUCAAGGUGGACGUGACUAUCGUGUACCUGAUACGCAAAGUAUCGGCACAUUUACUGCUUUACAACGCCAAGGAAUACCCAGUCGUAUGUUAUAUUUUCCAAAAGAAAACCAUUGGACAUUGAAUGCAUUCAAUUCGGUAGUUUGGUAUCAAGAAAUUUUUGAUUGGAUGAAACAAUGGACGAACUGA
This is a messenger RNA of Adineta ricciae, 2571 nucleotides long. The record is from the annotation of a GenBank genome assembly. Lineage: Eukaryota; Metazoa; Rotifera; Eurotatoria; Adinetida; Adinetidae.